AGCUGGGUGACGGGCUCAAGCAGCAAAUGCAACCGCCCUGAGCCUAGCUGACCUAGCUGCCUAGCUGUCACCCUUCCCAAAUGCAGUUUCGUGAAGUGAUCGGCUUCUUGCUGGUCAUCUUUAUUUCGUCUGAGGCCUUUAAGACGCACGCGAAGCAUGCGGCGCUGGCAGACGACACGGGAAAUCCCAUCCGCAAGGUAGUCGCCAUGAUGGAGAAGAUGGCCAAAAAGAUUGAAGAGGAGGGAAAGUCUGAAGAAGAUCUAUUUGAGAAGUUUGAGUGCUAUUGCAAAAAGACCACUGCAGAGUUGGAAGAGAGCAUUAGCAUUGCAGUCAGCAGCCCCAUGACGCAGGCGGACAUCGACAGCCGCAAGGCUGAAGUCGAUAGCUUGGAGGCAGAGGUGAAGAAACUGUUUCGAGCGAUGGAUGUUGCUGGGGCCUUGGGCAGGUUCGAAUGGGGCAGCUAA
Messenger RNA from Cladocopium goreaui, 464 nucleotides. NCBI's taxonomy places the organism in Eukaryota, Dinophyceae, Suessiales, Symbiodiniaceae. The record is from the annotation of a GenBank genome assembly.